Ananas comosus (pineapple) is the source of this 2180-nucleotide messenger RNA. Its product is annotated as dr1-associated corepressor-like. The record is from RefSeq and is a predicted model, not a curated record. Gene Ontology annotation, molecular function: protein heterodimerization activity. The coding region runs from base 892 to 1743 and encodes 283 amino acids. Gene Ontology annotation, cellular component: nucleus. The transcript is spliced from 6 exons. Gene Ontology annotation, biological process: regulation of DNA-templated transcription. Lineage: Eukaryota; Viridiplantae; Streptophyta; Magnoliopsida; Poales; Bromeliaceae.
UUCGGUACUUUGAUAAAGUUUGGUUAUUGUUCGGAUUUGAUUGGUGGGUUGUGCUCUGUUUGCGCAAUUUUGCUCUGUGCUGCGAUUUAGGGUUCUUCUGUGGGCUUUUUAGUACUAGUGUAUCGAUUUGGAGAUGUUUUGUUGCUGAGAGUGUUCUAUAUGAUUCACGCAUGUUGAACUAUGUUCAUGUUUGUUCCAUUAUUGGAGUGUUAGGUUUUGUGUACGCUUCUUGAUGAUUUGUAAAGAUUGCGGAGAUUUGUACUUAGGGUUUGCUUCACAUAUUGCUGAUCUUUUAUGUUCACUAUUUCCUACUGCAAGUUCUAAUGAUUUGAUAAUCCUAAUUCUAGUUCAGGGGUGAAAUCUACUAGUCUUGGCGGUCUAUCAGUGUCGCUAAGAGAAAGAUUCCUUUUUUAGUCUAUUGGAACCUGAAAUAGAUUCUUUUUUGAAUCACUCUUAGGAGGACUUCUUUUUAGGUUUGUUAGCAGCAUAUAUCAGCAAUUUUACCCUCCCAUAGUGUGGUGGAAAGUUGAAUCCAUUACAUAGGAUAACUGCAACUUCUGUUGAGAGUUCUAUCUUUCUGCUGGAAAUAGUUAUAAUUUAAUUUCAGGGAAACUGAUCUAUCCUGCGUGAAACACAUAAUCGAGACCUCUCCACAUGUACGGUUUGGAUUUUUUUUGAUGAUUAGAUUUAAUUACAUGUUUGUUAGCGAGAUUCAUAGGAAAAUUGAUGGCUGCAAAAGAAGAUGUUCAACUUCUUGUGCUUUAAAAACUUUUUUUCUACUCAUAAUGGUUUAAAUCAUUUUUAUGAGGUUACAAUGGUAUAAUUCGUAAUAAUCUCCUUUCCUUUUAAGUGUAUAUGUCGAUUGGUGAUAAUAUUUGAUAUUUAAGCAAAAUGAAUGAUACUGGUGGAUCAUCAAGUUACAAGUCUCGAAUAAAAAAGAUUAUGCAAACGGAUGAAGAUGUCGGCAAAAUUGCAUUGGCUGUACCUGUUUUAGUGUCUAAAGCACUGGAAUUAUUUCUGCAAGACCUUUGUGAUAGGACUUAUAGCAUUACUCUUCAAAGGGGAUUGAAAACAAUGAGUGCUUUGCAUCUAAAGCAAUGCAUCCACAGUUUCAAUGCCUUUGAUUUCCUGAAGGAUGUAGUGAAGAAAGUUCCAGACAUCGGUGGCACAGAUGCAGGUGGCGAUGAUAGAUCUGGCAGAAAAAGGAAAGCUCCUGAUGAAGCUGAUAGUGAGGAUGAAUCAAAGAGAACCAGAAAUGAUGCAGCCAUACAUGCGAGCGGAGGUAGGGGCCGAGGAAGGGGGGGUCGUGGUAGGGGUCGCCCCCGCAGUGCUCGUAGUGGUGAGAGGGACGGCUCAUACUAUGAUCGGUAUGUGGAUGACCUUGACAUUUCACCUCAACACGAUAACCGUACAUCCCAUCCGAAACUCGAAACCUUAGAUGAGGUCUCCGGCAUGAGAGGAGCUACAGAAACCAUAUCGAGCAAUACUGCCACAAAUACUACCGCAGUGCGGAACUUCGACCUAAACUUAAAUUGGGAUGAGAAUGGGGACGCAUCAGCAGCCCCACCGCCAGCUUCUACUGCCACUCCUGCCUCAGAAACUGUUAACGAUAUAAAGAAUGAGGAAUAUCCAGGCUGGUCAAUAUCCGAUAUGAAGAAUAUGGCAAUUGAUCCGGUUCAGUUUGCGUUGUCACAUCAAAGAUUAGAUGAGGAGGAAGAGGACUAUGACAAUGAAGACGGGUGAUUUGUAAAAAAAAAAAAGGAAUUUUUGAUCUUGUUCUCUAAACAAAUUAAGAAGUAGGUCUCACUUUAGCGUAGAUCAUGGCAACUUACGCCUCACCUUCUCAAGGCGAAACUAACUCCUUGAGAGCUCAGGAAACAGGAUGUAUGAUAUCUGAUACUGUAACAAAAUCUGCUCUUAUAAUUUUAGAAUUAUCUGAUAGGGGGUCUGAGUGUAACCAAUAAACUAAUCAGUUAAUUUUUACUGUCUUUGUAAAUGCUAACUAAUUUUGAAUUUUAUGGCAGUUAAAAGAUGUAAGCUUUGUUUAAAGGUGAUGAGGAGUACAUUAGGCCCUUCUUGCAUAAAUGCAAGUUUGAACUUCAAUCAGGUAAAUUGACUUAUCAAGCAUCACAUCUAUUUCUUUCUUUUUCUCUGCCGGUAGGGUAAAGAAAGAACAGGUA